AUGGUAUUUGUGAUGGGGAUGAUAAAGGUGACCAGAAAGUGUGCAAGAGAUAGUUGCAUUAGUAGAGAAAGGACUAGGAUCUUUAAAGAUUCUUUUUUUCCUCUGUCGCAGAUCUUCUCGGAACACAGCUUAGAAGUGAAUGUCCGAUGGCUGGCUGUGUUGUACUUCAAGAAUGGCGUUGAUAGGUACUGGAGGAAAACAGCUCCCAAAGCAAUUAGUGAAGAAGAGAAGGCUCGCAUAAGAUGUGGGCUUUUACACAACCUUCGCGAACCUGUGCCGCAAGUUGCCACUCAGCUGGCAGUUCUCAUAGCCAAGAUUGCUAGGGUGGACUGCCCAAGAGAGUGGCCUGACCUGCUACCUGCACUCUUUGAAGCAGUUAAAAGUUCUGACCAGUUGGUGCAGCACAGAACACUUCUCACCCUGCAUCAUGUUAUUAAGCAACUUGCAUCCAAAAGGCUAGCAGCUGAUAGAAGGACGUUUCAG
Penaeus monodon (black tiger shrimp) is the source of this 483-nucleotide messenger RNA. It is a transcript of the gene Impbeta11, whose product is annotated as importin-11-like. Lineage: Eukaryota; Metazoa; Arthropoda; Malacostraca; Decapoda; Penaeidae. The record is from RefSeq and is a predicted model, not a curated record. Gene Ontology annotation, cellular component: nuclear envelope; cytosol. Gene Ontology annotation, biological process: protein import into nucleus. Gene Ontology annotation, molecular function: small GTPase binding.